Messenger RNA from Acanthamoeba castellanii str. Neff, 816 nucleotides. RefSeq lists its product as uncharacterized. Bases 1 to 816 code for a protein of 271 amino acids. The record is from RefSeq and is a predicted model, not a curated record. Lineage: Eukaryota; Discosea; Longamoebia; Acanthamoebidae. The transcript has 4 exons.
AUGGCACAGCUCAACAAGGCAGCGCUGGCCGAGCACUGGGCAAAGAACUUCUUUUCUGGCAACGUAGAGUCCAAGAGCGAGGAAUGGACGUAUCGCACGGGCACCCUCGCCUGCAUAAAAGGCUUUAGGGCCAACGUUUCGUUUUCUUGGGACGGGUCGGAGCUGCUGCCCCAGGGCGGCACUGGCAAUCAGUUCGGUCGUGGCGUCUGGGACGGCACCACAGCCCAGUGGUACUUUCCGCAGGAGUCGUCCGCCUUCUGGACCAUCAGCUGGGACCGGGCUCGCAACUUCACCUGCUCCCACAUCGCGUGGAAGGAGCCCAUUCACUGGGUCUACGACGAACCGGCGCUCAAGAUCGCCGAGAGCGUGUCGGCCGAGGUGCGCAACAAGGAGGGACUCGACACCGACUUCCUGAAACAGGGCGGCGACGUGCCCCUGCCCGUGUUCCUCUUCGCCGCCAUGUUCCGGCGCACGCUGUGGCUCUACGAGGACAAGCUCGAGCGCAACCGACGCAGCUACUCGCGUUGCGGCAAGUUCUGCGGCGCUGGCGGCAACGUCACGCCCCUCCUGUGCGCGUCAUGCACGUCCGAGCUCGGCGGCAAGUGCUUCGUGUGCGGCGGCGGCCAGCGCUCGCCCUCGAUUCAGGGCCGCCUGUGCAAGAUGUGCCAGAUCAAGAAGCUCUUCUGCGUGCGGUGCGCCGACAAGGUGGUCCCGGGCAGUGGCACGACGACGGCGCUCAUGUGCGGCACCCCGUGCGGUCUGGGCAAAGACGUGGAGAACUGCUGCCGCCUCAAGUGCGACUCGCACAACAUCUGA